AUGCCAAAGCGAGGAGGCAACCAAGGAGGAGGAGGACGAGGUGGCGGCCGUGGAGGCGGGCCCUCCAACAAGCCGCGAGGAGGCAGAGGAGGCGGUAGGGGCGGCGGUCGAGGAGGUUAUGGUGGAUUCCAACCCCAGCAGCAGAACUUUGACUACCAAUACGACAGCGACGACGACCUCCUCACUCUCGUCGGCAGAAACCAUCAACAGCGACAGAGGGCAACAGAAGAGGAUAUCUAUCGACGCAUCCAGGAGGCCAAGGAAGGCCGAUCAAGCGCCAGUCCUUCUCGAGGUCGAGGAGGUCGAGGAGGAUCUGGAGGUGGAUUCCGUCCGCCACCACCCCCCAAGCAGAACAGCAACGGCAAGAACUCGAAGCACUUCUUUUGGCCAUACCCUGAAGACAACAACAUCAAUAACAACAACAACAACAAUCCUAGAGUCAAUCAGCAGCCGCAGUCGUCCAAUGCCAAUCGCCGUGCUAGCGGCAAGGGAGCUAACCCUCAAAUGAUGUUUAACCGAGCCACCGCCACUUCAGAUCGAUCGCUGCGCCAGAGUAACAAUGUCAACGAUCAUGAUGAUGACCCGGAUAGCGAUGAGGGUUCGGAGGAAGAUGAUAGCAGCGACGACAACAUUGACCAUGGUUGCGACUCUGACGAGGACUCGGAGGAUGAAAUUCUGAUGAAUCAAUUCGACUGGAUCGAAGAAGAUCAGCAGCAACAACAACAUCAGCAGCAGCAGCCGCAGCAGCGAGAUGGAAAAUCCGCUCAGCAGCAGCAACAACAACAACAUCGACCUCAGGAGCAUCAACGACCCGCAUUGACCAAGAAGCAGCACAGCAACAACAGCGAUCAAGCACAGCGACAAACCAUCGUCGACCUUGUUAGUGCAUCCUUCAAUUCCAUGACCCACUCGACUCCGGAUCAUGCCAUGACGCAGUCCGAAGACUUUAUCCAUGCUAUGGACUCUCAGGGCGACCUCAAGGUCGAUGCGGACAAAAUAACCGACCUUGCCCGACCAUCCUCUGUCCUCAGCUCGAUAUCCGCCCACAACAUAACCACAACCACAACCACAACUAGCAUUUCUACAAUCACGAGUUCGGCGAUCAUUGGAGCGAAUGCGGAUACGGACGAGUUUGGCGGGAUGGGAUUGGCCUCUCAGGAAGCUGGAAUUGCGACUGGAAAGGAGGAAGCCAUGCUUUGGGUCAUCGAUGCGGCACCUCCUCCGGAUGUCAUUAUCGUCACGCAGACAGACCAGGCCUUGGAGCUUUUAGUCGACGACUCGACUCAUGUUUUAUUAGAGAAGCCCAAGAAGAAGGCGCAUCGCUCCAAACGUGGUGGCCGGAAUCAGCGGGAAAAGCAGCUGAUUAAGCAGCAGUUUAUUGUGGGUCAUGACGACGACGGUCCCAUGUACCUGGAAGACCUCAGCGAUGAGGAAGAUGAGGAAGAUGAGGAUAGGCUUGCAAUGGAAGACUACCUUCAGAACUGUAUGGGCUCUGACAACUCGGACCAGCUUGACACACUGCUCGACUCAUUGAAGGGCCUGCACACUGGUGGUCAGGGCCACUCCAAGUCAGUCGGCGGCAAACUUGCGGACGAUUCCGACUAUGAACAGCAAUUGUCCGAACUCGACAGUGACGACUAUGAAGAGGACGAGUUUGACUUCGAGGAGGAUUAUGAUGAUGGUAUCAAGAAGCUGGAUUUCAGUAAGGUCAAGGAGUCGGUGAAUGACAAACGCAAGAACCGAAAGGCGGACGACUUGUUGAGGGAGGAGCUUAGGGAUUUGAUGCCCCUGUGGAGAUCGGGUGCCUUGGAGGAUGGCGAUGGUUCGUAUAGACCCUUCAAGCCCCGCGCUAAGGGGUAUGCGGUCUAUGAUGAUUCUGACGAGGAGUUCAUGAUGGGUGGUGGUGGAGGCAAGAAGAACAAGAACAAGAACAAGAAGGAGCCCCAUGGCGGCAGCUUCGACACCCUUCUUGACAUCAACCGUCAAAUCGAGGACUUUGUGAGGGACAGGACGAUUGACAGUUUGCAGCUGCCCCCGAUGCCCAAACCCUUGCGCCGCAAGGUGCACCUCCUCUGCAACCACUACAGCCUGAAAUCUCAGAGCGUCGGAUCUGGCAAGCGCCGAUUCCCAAUCUUGAUCAAGACGGACAGGACAAAGAUGCCCCUUAACCCCGUCAAUGUCAACAAGCUGUUGAACCAGUCUGAGAAGGAGCUCACUUUGCUCUCUGCCCAGUUCCAGGGGAGCCGCAAGGGCGGCAACAACAACUUUGGCAGCAACAAUUUUGGCGGCAAAGGCGGCAAAAAGGGUGGGAAUGGUGGAGGUGGAGGUGGUUUUUCGAAGGGCAAGAGCAAGAAUGGCGGUGGUGGUGGGUCGAUGGCGGCUCCUCAUGGAACUGUUGUUGGCGCCUCUGCCUCUGCCAUCUCUGUCGAGAACCUUGGUCACCGCAUGCUAUCCAAGAUGGGAUGGAUGCCGGGUGUUGGACUGGGUGCGUCGGGUGAUGGUAUCACCCAACCCAUUGAGGCCAUCGUCCGUACCAAGAACCGUGGUCUCGGACACGAAUAG
Linnemannia hyalina is the source of this 2562-nucleotide messenger RNA. The record is from the annotation of a GenBank genome assembly. Lineage: Eukaryota; Fungi; Mortierellomycota; Mortierellomycetes; Mortierellales; Mortierellaceae.